GUGUCACCCGUCGCCAUGGCGCUCGGUACGCCGCAGCACGGCUGUUCCUGAUUGGCCGAGGCGCACCGGCGCAGCGGAAGAAGAGGUGUCGGCAUUGGCUCAGCCGGCGCCGGUUGGUGGCCUAAAGCGGGAUUUGAUUGUGCCAACGGUGCGGCCGGCGGUGCAGUCCCCGGGGUGGAGGGGACCGGCGGUGGGCUGGGGGGUGGGCGGGGCGGGCCACCCCCCGAUCCGGAGCCGCCGGUGGCAGCAGCAGGGACGAUGAGGAAGAGGACUUAGAAACUGGCCUACAGGAGGGACGCUCCCUCAGGCGCGGAAUGCCAUGUUAAUUCUGGGGCAUUGAUGUUUUACAAUGCCUGAUCAAGACAAAAAGGCGAAGACCACAGAAAAAUCAACUGAUAAAAAACAACAAGGAGUCACCACCAGGGACUAUUCAGAUCUUAAAAGACUUCGUUGCCUUUUGAACGUUCAAUCAAGCAAACAACAGCUUCCAGCCAUUAACUUCGAUAGUGCCCAAAAUAGCAUGACGAAGUCUGAGCCUGCCAUCAAGGUGGGUGGACACAGAACCCGAGGUCAGUGGCAUGAGUCCACAGAAGCUGUUGAACUUGAAAAUUUUAGUAUAAACUACAAGAAUGAGAGAAACUUCAGUAAACAUCCGCAGCAUAAACUGUUUCAGGAGAUCUUUACAGCCUUGGUGAAAAAUAGACUCAUAUGCAGAGAGUGGGUUAAUCGAGCCCCAUCUAUUCACUUUCUGAGAGUAUUAAUCUGUCUGAGACUACUAAUGAGGGAUCCAUGUUAUCAGGAGAUACUCCAUAGCUUGGGCGGGAUUGAAAACCUAGCGCAGUACAUGGAGAUCGUGGCCAAUGAGUACCUCGGCUAUGGGGAAGACCAGCACAGUGUGGACAAGCUGGUCAAUAUGACAUAUAUUUUUCAAAAACUUGCUGCUGUCAAAGACCAAAGAGAAUGGGUCACCACAAGUGGAGCCCACAAGACAUUAGUAAAUUUACUUGGUGCCCGAGAUACUAAUGUUUUGCUGGGUGCCCUUCUGGCUCUGGCUAGUUUAGCUGAAAGUCCAGAAUGUAGGGAGAAGAUAAGUGAACUCAACAUUGUAGAAAAUCUGCUGAUGAUUUUACAUGAAUAUGACUUGCUUUCCAAAAGAUUAACCGCAGAGUUACUGCGCCUACUUUGUGCCGAACCCCAGGUAAAGGAGCAGGUGAAGCUCUAUGAGGGGGUACCCGUCCUCCUCAGCCUGCUCCACUCGGACCACCUGAAGCUGCUCUGGAGUGUUGUCUGGAUUCUGGUUCAGGUUUGUGAGGACCCUGAGACCAGUGUGGAAAUUCGCAUUUGGGGAGGCAUCAAGCAGCUUCUUCAUAUUUUACGAGGAGACAGAAAUUUUGUUUCUGAUCGUUCUUCCAUCGGCAGCCUGUCGAGUGCAAAUGCGGCAGGCAGAAUCCAGCAGCUUCAUUUGUCAGAAGACCUAAGCCCUCGGGAAAUACAAGAAAAUACUUUUUCUCUUCAAGCAGCCUGCUGUGCUGCCCUCACCGAGCUGGUGCUGAACGACACCAACGCCCAUCAGGUGGUCCAGGAAAAUGGUAUAUAUACAAUAGCAAAGUUAAUUUUACCAAACAAACAAAAGAAUGCAGCAAAAACUAAUCUGUUACAGUGUUACGCGUUCAGAGCAUUGAGGUUUCUAUUCAGUAUGGAAAGAAACAGACCACUCUUUAAAAGGCUUUUUCCCACCGACCUGUUUGAGAUCUUCAUCGAUAUAGGACAUUAUGUUCGUGAUAUCAGCGCUUAUGAAGAAUUGGUAUCCAAGUUGAAUUUGUUAGUGGAUGAUGAACUGAAGCAAAUUGCUGAAAAUAUUGAAAGCAUUAAUCAGAAUAAAGCUCCUUUGAAAUACAUAGGCAACUAUGCAGUUCUGGAUCAUCUUGGAAGUGGGGCUUUCGGCUGUGUUUACAAGGUUAGAAAGCGUAGUGGUCAAAAUCUUUUGGCAAUGAAAGAGGUCAAUUUACAUAACCCAGCAUUUGGAAAGGAUAAAAAAGAUCGAGACAGCAGUGUAAAGAAUAUUGUUUCUGAAUUAACCAUAAUUAAAGAGCAGCUCUAUCAUCCCAAUGUUGUACGCUAUUACAAAACAUUUCUGGAAAAUGAUAGGUUGUAUAUAGUUAUGGAGCUGAUAGAAGGGGCCCCUCUUGGAGAGCAUUUCAGUUCUUUGAAGGAAAAACAGCAUCAUUUUAUUGAAGAAAGACUAUGGAAAAUAUUUAUACAGCUGUGCUUAGCUCUUCGGUACUUACACAAGGAAAAGAGGAUUGUCCACAGAGAUCUAACGCCAAACAACAUUAUGUUGGGGGAUAAGGACAAAGUAACAGUGACUGACUUUGGGCUGGCAAAGCAAAAACAAGAAAACAGUAAACUAACAUCUGUUGUUGGAACAAUCCUGUAUUCCUGCCCUGAGGUACUGAAGAGCGAGCCGUAUGGGGAGAAGGCUGAUGUCUGGGCGGCAGGCUGCAUCCUUUAUCAGAUGGCAACUCUGAAUCCUCCCUUCUACAGCACCAACAUGCUCUCCCUGGCUACAAAAAUAGUGCAGGCGGUAUAUGAACCAGUGCCAGAAGGCACCUACUCUGAGAAAGUGACAGAUACCAUCAGCAGGUGCCUCACUCCUGAUGCAGAAGCCCGCCCAGAUAUUGUAGAAGUCAGCUCGAUGAUAUCAGAUGUCAUGAUGAAGUAUUUAGACAACUUAUCUACAUCCCAGCUGGCUUUGGAGAAGAAGCUGGAACGGGAACGGAAGCGCACGCAGAGGUACUUUAUGGAAGCCAAUCGGAAUGCUGUCACAUGUCACCAGGAGCUGGCUCUGUUAUCUCAUGACACCUUUGAGAAGGCAAGCUUGAGUAGCAGUAGCAGUGGAGGCACCAGCCUGAAGAGCGAACUUUCAGAAAGCGCGGACCUGCCCCCCGAGGGCUUCCAGGCCCCCUGCAGUAAGGAUGAAGACAGGGCCUGUGAUGAAAUCCUGUCCGAGGAGACCUUCAACUUGGAAAAUAUUGACAAAGACAUGUACUCAGAGCUAGAUGAGGAAUUGGACAUUUCGGACAACUCCAGCAGCUCCAGUUCGAGCCCUGUGAAAGAAUCUACAUUCAGCAUUUUAAAGAGAAGUUUUAGUGCCUCGGGAGGAGAAAGACAAUCCCAAACAAGGGACUUCACUGGUGGAAUAGGAUCCAGACCAAGACCAGCUUUGCUGCCUCUUGACCUGCUUCUGAAAGUACCACCCCUCAUGCUCAGGGCCCACGUUAAGGAGCUAGAGGCCGAGUUAGUGACGGGGUGGCAGUCCCAUAGCCUUCCCGCUGUGAUUCUUCGCAAUCUCAGAGAUCAUGGGCCACAGAUGAGCACAUUCUUGUGGCAAGCAUCUGCAGGGAUUGCUGUGUCCCAGAGGAAAGUACGACAGAUCAGUGAUCCUAUUCAGCAGAUCUUAAUUCAGCUGCACAAAAUCAUCUACAUCACACAGCUUCCUCCAGCUUUGCACCACAAUUUGAAAAGAAGGGUUAUAGAGAGAUUCAAGAAAUCCCUCUUCAGCCAGCAGAGUAACCCUUGCAAUUUGAAAUCUGAAAUUAAAAAGUUAUCUCAGGGAUCUCCAGAACCAAUCGAGCCCAACUUUUUCACAGUGGAUUACCAUUUAUUACGUUAUUCAUCAAGUGGAAACAGCCUGUCCCCAGAUGACCCAACAGGUCUGUGCACCAGCUUUGAUUUGGAGGAGGGAAUAACGUAUGAACAGAUGCAGACUGUGAUUGAAGAAGUCCUAGAAGAAAGUGGCUAUUACAACUUUAAAUCUAACAGAUAUCACUCCUAUCCAUGGGGGACCAAGAAUCACCCAACCAAAAGAUGAAAACCCUGCAUUUUGAACAGACUUGGUUUUCCUAGUGAAGCUCAGGUUCUGGACUUCAGCUCAACCAGAUGCCCAGGGAUUGGGAGCUGCUGGAAGGGUGUGGAAAAGACAAGACCGAGAUGCCAUGGCACCUGCAAGGCCUCUUUCUGGAGGUCCUGUGCUAGGUUAUGUGGCCGCAGCAGUGUGGGAAGGCUCUGCUCCUCGCAUCCAGCAGGCACGAGAGGACAGGGCUCUCAGCGUGCUGCUGGGAGAAAAUGCUGCAAAAUUCAUCUGUGGGAAGAAAACUCGCUCCUCACAGAACUUUUCCUCCACGUUAAAAAACAAGAGAAAACAAAACAAACACACAAAAAGUCAUAUUUUUCAAUGGGAUAUUUUAUAUUUAGAGUUGCCGAAACUACGUUUAAAGGCAUCUAGCCUUCCAUGUAUAAAAAUAGUUUUAGAGAGGGAAAAUUACAGGCCCCAGAGUAAUAAUAUAUUGGGUGAUUCACUGUAUUCCCCCAUUGUUUUUUAUUUUAAAAGAAAUUCAAAAUAGGUGAUUGAAUUUUGUUGUUGUUUUUGUUGUUGUUGUUUUAAGGAAAGGAUUGGUUCUCUCUUAACCACUUGGGUGCUAGUGGCCUAAAGACGGUAGACAGUAUUUGUAACCUUGCACAGCCUCUGGGACUAACUGUCAAAUUGUCGGAUGUAAGCUACACUAAUAGAAUAUGUUGCUGUACAAUGUCUAUAUACAUCUAGAAGGGGGGAGGAAGGAGAGGUUUUGAUUAGGCUAAUGCUUUGCUGCUAAUCAAACUUAUAGUGUUUUUAGAGCACUUUGAAGACUUCAUGGAAUCUAUGAAAGAGAUGCAAUAUUCCUUAUUCUAAUUCCCUUCUUACUAAAAUUAGCCCCAUUGUUUUACAGUUUUUAUUAUUUGAGAAUUUGAAAUGAAAAUAAGCUAUAUAACGAAAUAUAAGUCGCUUCUUUAUUCACCGAGACAUCCCUAAAAACAUAAGAAAUCAGAACACCAAAUAGUGUUUCGUUCCUUUGUAGGGAGACUUGACGAUGAAAAUUCUCUAGAUUCUUAUUGGGCUAAAAUCUCUUCAACUGGCUUCUGUUCACUGGUGGAUCACCAAGACGUGCCCUUAUUACCAAGUCAGACUGCACUUCUAACUGCUUAAAGGGCAUUCUAAUUCUAUAUAAUUAGUCAUCUGGAAGCUGGAAUUCUGCUUUUUAUUUACUUCUCACUGAGUUCUGGUAUCUUUAUUUACACUGAUAUAUUUUUAGCAUCAUUGAACAGGAUUUAGUUCAAUAUAUUUUACAGUGACUGAAACCUAAGAACCUUUUGUAUAGUAUGGAAAAUCUCGUAAUGUGAAUCCAUACUAUUUUUACAAUUUGUACAUCCAAAACUUAAACGAUAUCCAAAUGUCCUUUAACUAAUGCCUUUGAAAAUUGCCAAUGAAUCUUUGUCUUUAAGCCAAAUUAAUGAUUACAAAUACACUGUAAUUUUAAAUAACAGAUGCAAUUACAGUAAUGAAAAAUGUCAGUUUCAGCCUUCAAACCAAUUCCAUCCAUAUGUGAAAUUUAUGUGUAAAAUUAAAAUGCUAUGAUUUUGUUGACUUACCCAGGUAAGAUUUUAUUUCCAUCCCAACUGAAUUUGAACUUGCACUAUUAUUUUUUAUAUCUGUUCCUGUAUGGAAUGGGCACGUUUCCUCACUGUGUAGGAGGCACAGGCCCACAGGGGCAUAAAUUGUAAUUGUGAUAGACGCCAACACCUGGAAAGAAACCAAGCUGUGGGUGAAAGUUUGAACAAUAAAGUUCUUUCUCAAAUGAUAAUAUAUGCUCAACAACAUUUAGAAGAGAAGAGUAGUCAGAGGUCACACCUUAGUAAAAAAAAUAAAAAAGAAAAAAAAAAGAAAUGAUUUAUUUAAAGGUGUUUUCAAAUGCAUACAGUUGCCCUUAUUGACCAGAAAGGGAGCAAAAUGUUUCCAUCUAUUUCUUUUAGACCAUAGAAGUGGCAUUUAUUAUUCUAGAAACCAGUACAGAUUAACAAAGAUAAACACACGGAUGUCCUGUUCAACAGCAGCUUUAGGCCUGUCACCUCUAUGCUGACAGAUGCAUUCUUUUGCCAAAGUCAUGAAUGUGUUUUAUUUGAUUCCCUUCUUAAACGACCAGUCACUGGAUCCACAUUCUCCCGGUGCAAGGGCAGGCCUCCGAGAGAAAGUUAGGCACUGGAAAGGGAUCGCUUUUGGGUAUGGAGUCUCAUCCCAACAGUGAUGUUACCUUUUCAAAAGCCCUCACUUUCUAACUCUCCAACCAGGAGUCCCCUGUCGUCACAAAAGAACAAGAAUGAUCAUUUUGUUUUCACUCUGAACUGCGUUGUAGUGCAAAGAAGUUGUUGAGUGUAAUCGGCCUCAUAGUUUUUUCUUGAUUACAUUUAAAUUUUUUCUUUUUCUCUUGUAUAUAAUUGUUAAUUAUUUGUUGUGCAAUGAAAUCCCCAUCUAACUCUCUGUCACUGAAUAUUUGUAUAGGACAGAAUCUGAAUCAGCUUUUCAGAUCACUUUGGAUACACACAUGGCUCAGUUAAUUGUGUUUUGAUCUACCAACUCUGCACGUGUGCACUUGAAACCUGAAUUUGCUUUUUAAAAGCAGAAUGUUCCAUUUUCAGGGAAGUGACUGCAGCAGGCACAUGUGCUUGCCGGUUGUUAACCUUGUCUUCUUCCAGAUAUUUGAUAUGUAAUUGGAGGUCCCUAAGGAAUAGUAACGUGGACAGUGGACCCAGUGCUCAUGGGCGAACUUCAGGAACUUGCUAGAGAAAGGCUGUUUGGGUAUAAUGUGGACACUUGUGUGGCACCGGGCAGUGUGCACAGCGUGGGCAUUCUAAAGCAGACCCUAAUUAAGAAAUGCUGUUAUGAAGUUAACCCAAAUGAUGGAACUGAGUGGGAGUCAAGGUCUUCUUAGAGGUACCAUCUAUGACUUAUGAAAUACCAUGAAUUUUGAUGAUCAAAAACAAAUACAGGACCAGUUGAUUGCAUGCAAUUCCAGCAAUAGCAUCAGUUUUUCACCACUCAUAUCUAAGAUGUGUGAGGGCAAUAAUGUGUAGUCAAUUCCGUCAGUAUUAAUAUGCAUAGAAUCCACAUCCCUCUGGUUGAUUUGCUGAAUCGCAAAAUAUUUUUAUUGCUAUUUCUCUCUCUUCUUUGGAAUGACGAGGGACCAUGUGCAGUAGAUAUGUUGGAUUCCUUUAGAAAUGGCUUCGGCUUCUAUUGGAAGGUGGGAAAUACUUCUUUGUAAGGUACUUUUAUUGUUUGCCUUUCACUUUUUCUAUGGUAUGUAUUCACAAUACAGAAAUCAGCUGGAGAGGCAAUGCAGAGAAAUCAGGGUGAAGCACAUCUUCAGCACCGCGGAGAUGCAGCUAUCAUGUACUGACCUUGUCUCUUGGGGGUGAAAUUCCAUCAAAACAUGAAAUUCUUCAUGUUCAACAACUACAUGUGAUAAUAAGUAUAUUUUAUGUA
This is a messenger RNA of Panthera uncia (snow leopard), 7354 nucleotides long. It is a transcript of the gene NEK10, whose product is annotated as NIMA related kinase 10. The record is from RefSeq and is a predicted model, not a curated record. Bases 350 to 3871 code for a protein of 1173 amino acids. Gene Ontology annotation, biological process: protein phosphorylation. NCBI's taxonomy places the organism in Eukaryota, Metazoa, Chordata, Mammalia, Carnivora, Felidae. Gene Ontology annotation, molecular function: ATP binding; protein serine/threonine kinase activity. The transcript has 38 exons.